AUGGCGGACGUCCGGUCCAAGAAACGAGAAACCAAUUGGGGUGGGGUUCGGUUCGAGCUAUCGAUCGACUCGGCAGGCCAAAAAAAAAGAAGCAAACAACACAACCUCUACGAGCUUCUUGGCAAUGACCCUGAAUUGGACCCCAACAGAGAGCCAGAACCCCCUACGCGGGCUGUAGACAGGCCUGCGCCCCGACAUGGCAAGCGUGAUGCUCCCAAGGAGCCUGCCACCAAGCCCAACCUUCAUGAGAAUAAUGCUCGCCGUGGCAGUCGCUUCACUGGCAACGAGGCCGCUUUCCGUGACCGUCAGGCCGGCAGCCGCAACAACCGUGAGAAGCCUCUCGAUGAGGGCAAGGAGCCUCAGCGCCGUGCCUUCCACGCUCGUGGCGACCGUGGUGAGCGUUACCGCAACGAUCGUCAGUCCCGCACUGGCCAGGUUGACACCCGCAAGCAGGUGAACCAGGGUUGGGGCGCUCAGACUGGCGACAAGGCUGGUGACAAGGCUUGGGAUGACGAGAGAGCCGCUGAGAAUCUUGCUCAGAACGAAUCCGAACCCCAGACCCCCGCCAACGAGGAGCCUGCUGAGCCCGCCGAAAAGACCAAGACUUACGCCGAGUACCUUGCUGAGAAGGCCGCCCAGGGCGACCUUGCCGCCAAGCCCAUCCGCGCCCCCAACGAGGGCAGCAACCUCGACAAGAAGUGGGCCAACGCCAAGGAGCUGAAGCGCACCCCCGAGGAGGAGGAGGCCUACAUCAAAGGCAAGGAAGAGAAGGCCAAGCGCGAGAAGCAGCGCAAGGAGAAGAACGUCCUCGAGGUCGACAUGCGUUUCGUCGAGUCCCCCCGUGGUGGAAGCGCUGGCCGUGGCCGUGGUGGACGUGGCGGCCGUGGUGGUCGCGGUGGCCGUGGCAACGGUGCUCCUCGUGGUGAGCAGCAGCAGCGCGGUGCUCCCCCCGUCACCGUCGACGAGAAGAACUUCCCCUCCCUCGGUGCCAAAUAA
Molecule: messenger RNA, 996 nt
Organism: Aspergillus fumigatus Af293
Lineage: Eukaryota; Fungi; Ascomycota; Eurotiomycetes; Eurotiales; Aspergillaceae
Source: RefSeq, a predicted model, not a curated record